AUGUCUAAUAGAACCCGUGCCCAUACCUUGGUCGAUUGAGGCGUCUGAUCGGUAUUUUCAUCUGAUAGCUGCUACAAUCGGGUUACCAUAUGCUCGUAUAGAUAAUCGGGAAUGCACGAUGCUCAAUAUAUCAUCUUACACGACGCGUCUCCUAGCUUUCUUGCUACCUAGCAUCGCAACCGGAACUUCUAUCCGCACCACCAAAGCAGUCGAAAACCUGGUCGUAUUCGGCGAUAGCUACUCUGACGAAGGUAGAUUGGCAUACUUCCAGGCUCACAACGGCACGGCUCCGCCGGCGGGUACCGUCAUCCCUACGGCGAAUGUGACUGCCAGCGGCGGUUAUACGUGGCCUCACUUUGCUUCGCAACAGCUCGGCGCUACGACGUAUAAUUAUGCAGUCAGCGGCGCCGCUUGUUCCAACGAGAUAAUAUACCGCCAUCUCGAAUCUAUAAACGGGCCUUUCCCGUCCGUUAUCGACUAUGAGAUACCCGCAUUCCUGGCAGACGCGGAAUACGCCUCGGGCGCGGGCAACGGCACCUUCUUCUCGAACAGGAGGCCGGAUAACACCGUCUACGCUCUCUGGAUAGGUACUAACGAUCUGGGGGUCGACGCGUUUCUCACGGACUCUCAGCAAUCCGGAACAACCAUCUCGAACUUUACCGACUGCAUCUGGUCCGCGUUCGACGCCGUAUACGCCACGGGAGGCCGACGUUUCGUACUGUUCGACGAAGCACCUCUGGACAAGUCGCCGCUCUACGCUUCGCCCCAGAACGGCGGAGCCGGCGAUAAUCAGUACUGGCUAAACAAGACAGCCUACAAUACCACAGAAGCGGAGCAAAAGAUGCUCGAAUACACCACCAGCGCGAAUAAGAUAUUCUCGUACGGCGUGCCGUUCCAGCUUCUCGUAGAAGCCAGGUGGCCCGGCGCCUCCUUUAGCAUCCUAAACAUCCACCAGCUCUUCUCGGACAUCUACAGCAACCCCUCGGCGUAUCUGGACGCGCCCGCAAACCCUAGCGCGCCGUAUCGCGGAUGCUCCGUCACGGCGCCAAAUAACGUAGUCUGCACGACUUCUGAGAAUUCGCCUUCCAGCUUUCUAUGGUACGACGAGCUGCACCCGUCGUCGAGAGCAGACGAGAUCAUCGCCGCGGAAUUUAUAAGCGUGCUCCAACAGACCUCGGAAUGGUACGUAACGCGUUUGCAGCGUCUAACCUCUACGAUCGUCAAAGCCUAACCGGUUGUAAUGGAGUUUAUUAUGAUGCUGGG
Daldinia decipiens is the source of this 1263-nucleotide messenger RNA. Its product is annotated as carbohydrate esterase family 16 protein. The coding region runs from base 119 to 1231 and encodes 370 amino acids. NCBI's taxonomy places the organism in Eukaryota, Fungi, Ascomycota, Sordariomycetes, Xylariales, Hypoxylaceae. The record is from RefSeq and is a predicted model, not a curated record. The transcript has 5 exons. Gene Ontology annotation, molecular function: hydrolase activity, acting on ester bonds.